Messenger RNA from Pseudonaja textilis, 994 nucleotides. RefSeq names its product RNA guanine-7 methyltransferase activating subunit (gene RAMAC). Gene Ontology annotation, biological process: RNA 5'-cap (guanine-N7)-methylation. Gene Ontology annotation, cellular component: mRNA capping enzyme complex. Gene Ontology annotation, molecular function: RNA binding. Lineage: Eukaryota; Metazoa; Chordata; Lepidosauria; Squamata; Elapidae. The record is from RefSeq and is a predicted model, not a curated record.
GCGGGGCGAAGCGGAACCGGAAGUGCGAGAAGGAACGGGCGGAAGGGAGGGAGGAGCCUCCUGGCACUGGAUUGAAGGCGCGGGGCGUCUCUUCCCUUUGCCUCGCUUUGUGGGAAUUCCAGAAUGGCUUCUACUAAUGACGUGGUUCAGAAUUAUCAAAGUAUGUUUGCUUAUCGAUACACUACAGAGGAUAAAGAAUACCAAAAAUACCUCCAGAGUUCUGCCAAUCCACCUCCUAUAAUUGAAGACUGGAUGAACAGAGAACCAAGUGCACCCUCUGUGUCGGAGAUCCUCCAGAAUUACGAAAAUAAGUUUGCCCAUCGAUUCACUUCCGAAGAUGAGGAGUACCAGAAGUAUGUUCAACGCCCUGCUGAUCCGCCUCCCUUACUAGAAGACUGGCGAAAUAGAUCGGGUGGUAACCAGCGUUACAGAGAUCGAUUCAGAGACAGCCGGCAAUUCCGAAACAGGGGACCCCGAUACGACCACCCGGGAGGCUACAGGUCCGAGCAGUGGCACGAGAAAGGCUACGGCACUAGAUAUCAGCCGCACCAAUACGGACAGUCGUCCUAUCCUCAACAUGGCUGGCCGCAGCGCGGCUACGGAUCCUAUUUCCAGGAGCCGCGAUAUGGCCGCUACUAGCACGCCAGCCGGCCUUGGCAUUUCAGUGUAACCGAGCGCAGCUCUCAGGGGUUCCAAAGAGGAACCUUCAUUUUAUUGUAUUUCAGACGUUUCAUACAUCACGUAGAAAUAUUUUGUGUAUUUAUAUGCAAUGGGUUCAACCCCAAAGACAAGAGGUGGUGAUGUUGGAAGGGAGCAGGUAAGCUGUGAGUUUGUUGCUCUGCUGUUUUUUUAAUCUUGACGUCUAUAAUUUGCUAAAAAGGAAACUGGGGGCCGUUAGGAGCAUCUGAUUUUGGCCAAGAGGAGUUGAUCUUUCUCCUGACUUAUGCAGUGUUGUUACCAAUGAGGAACACUAUGAGGAAUAUCAGUAAUAUGU